Elaeis guineensis (African oil palm) is the source of this 834-nucleotide messenger RNA. Its product is annotated as early light-induced protein 2, chloroplastic. The record is from RefSeq and is a predicted model, not a curated record. Lineage: Eukaryota; Viridiplantae; Streptophyta; Magnoliopsida; Arecales; Arecaceae.
CAAGAAAAGAUCUCAAGAUCUUAAACUAACAUUUGAUUCCUCCAUAUUCUUAAUUUACUUCUUGCUGCUCUUUCUUUCUUUCUUUCUGUGGACUCUAUUUUUGCUCUUAGAGGCUCAAAGAUGGCGACUUCAGCCUACAUGGCAGGCCUCAUGCCACUUGUCGGCUCGAGGAACCAUUCUACAGGCCUUCGUUCCACUUACUUGCUGCCAUGUCAGCAUGCCGCCGGCGCCAUGCGCAUUCGCUGCCAAGCCGAGGUGAGAGAUCAGCCGCAGGUGCAACCACAGGAGCAAACUAUACCUGUCUCACCAUCGCAGCAGCCGGCUCAGAGCCCUCCGAAGCCCAAGGCCAAGGAGAGCACAAAAUUUUCAGAUGUGCUAGCAUUCAGCGGGCCGGCACCAGAGAGGAUCAAUGGAAGGUUGGCGAUGAUUGGCUUUGUCUCAGCUUUAGCAGUUGAGUUGGCGAGGGGUGAUGACCUUGCAACUCAGCUAAUGAAUGGUGGGUUGCCAUGGUUUGCUGGAACUGCUGCCUUGUUGUCAGUAGCCUCCUUGGUGCCAUUGUUCAAGGGCGUAAGUGCACAAUCCAAGUCCGGCCGCCUGAUGACCGCUGAUGCCGAGCUGUGGAAUGGCCGGUUCGCCAUGGUGGGCUUGGUGGCGCUAGCUUUCACUGAGUAUUUGAAGGGCGGUCCUCUUGUGUGAAGGGCUUGUCAUUGAUUCAUGUUUAGUUCUUUGUACUAUUUGGAGAUGCAAGCAAUGUGUAUGAAUACAAGUUAGCAUUGUAGAUUUCAAAUGCUUAUAUCGAAAUAGUUGAGCCAGUGUAAUAAUUUUUGAAUGCCA